AUGAACAAGCCGCGAAGAAAAUAUAAAGAUUACGAUGAGAGCUUACUAAACAUUGCUGUAGGUCUCGUCGAAAAUAAAAAUAUUACUUCAUACGACGCUGAGAAACAAUUUGGUAUCCCUCGCCGCACGAUUUUAAAUAAAGUAAAACAAAAACACACGAAAAAAGUCGGAUGUCCCACCAAACUGCCACCAGCUGAUGAACAGAAAAUAGUCAGUUGUUUAAUUCUUUGUGGAGAAUAUGGGUAUCCUAUUACUAGCUUUGAAUUAAGAUCAAUCGUACAUGAUUACUUAAUCAAAAAUGGACUCAGUAAUAUUUUUAACUAUAAAGUGCCGGGUCAGAAGUGGGUAAGAAACUUCUUGAAACGCCACAAAAAUGUCCUGACGGUGCGUUCUACAAAUAAUAUUAAAGAAUCCCGAGCCAGUAAGAGUGUAAAGGACUACAAUACAUAUUUUGAAAAUUUGAAGAUUUCAUUGCAUAAUGUCAAACCAGAUCAUAUAGUGAACUAUGAUGAGACCAACUUUUCCGAUAACCCAGGAUCUCAAAAAUGCAUAUUUAAAGCAGGUACUAAAUACCCAAACAAAACACUAAACAAUACCAAGACGGCGAUAUCUGUUAUGUUCUCAGCUACGGCAAGUGGAGAAAUUUUCCCACCAUAUGUCGUAUACAAAGCAGACAAUUUGUGGACAAAUUGGUGUGCAAACGGGCCUGAAGGAACCAGAUACAACAAAACCAAAUCUGAAAAAAACAUAAUUAGCGGAUUUCGUGCUGCUGGGAUACACCCCAUUAAUCCAGAAGCUAUAUUAAAGAAAUUGCCAGAUUAUCGUAGGCCACAAGCAAACAUUACUUACGAUGAGACUUUUGUCAAUUAUUUGAAAGGUUUAAGAAACCCGGCGAACCGGCAAAUAAGAAAUACAAAUAAAAAAAUAUUUAUAGAGCCUGGAAAAUCAGUAACUGUUACCGAUCUCGUAAAUGAAAAAACUCGAAAACGAAAAGCACCAGAUACAACUCUUAGUAACGCAAAAAGACUCAAUCCUAAGAAGAAUAUCAUCCCCAAAGAAAUCCAAUUACAGGAAGACGUGAAAGAAACACAUUCAACUAUUGCAGAUUCUUUGAUUAUAUAUAAUCAAAGUGUGGGUUAUACUUUUGACAAUGUCUCAUUACACGUUAGACGAGAUUCGUCAUCCGAUGCUGACAAUAACCAACUUAUGACUAAUUUGAUAGUAAAUGCUGAAAUACAUCAAAAACAUGGAGAUAUGGAAUUAUCUGACCAGAAAAAUACCAAAAGUAUUUACAACGUUCAACCAGGCGUUAUUGUGAAUGUUGAUAAAAAUUUAUGUUUAUCAAAUGACCGGACUUUAUUCAAAAAUAUUUCUAACUUUGGUGCAACUACAUCAAAUGAAACUAUGACGAAAAGCCGAAUUCUCUCCAAUGUAAUUAUAAAAUCCCCAGAUAGAAUCUCAUUUGAUGAUAGUAUUUCAGAUGACUAUACUAAGCAGGAAAAGGUGUUUCCAAAAAGUAGGAGCAAUCAAGGUUCGAGUUCAGAAAGCUCAGGAAUGUAUACUGUGCAUGAUUCGUCUUGUGAUGAACAUUUUCUUCCAUCUUUCAGUGACACGGAAACGUACAUAGACGAAAUGUAUGAAGAAUUGGAACAAAAUAAUGAUAAAGAAAAUGAUAUGUAUGAAAUAGGAAUUGAUAAAUAUGUUCUUGUUAAAUUUUCAACAUCAAAGUUGGCUAAAUAUUAUAUUGGUCUAGUAAUCAAGUACAACGAUUUGGAGCGCGUAUAUACUAUAAAAUACUUAAGAAAAAAUUCAAAAGGUACAUUUUACUGGCCACUAGUAGAUGAUGUCUCAGAAAUAACUUUACUUGAUGUAGAAAAAACGUUGCCAAAUCCACAAGUUGGACGUAGAGGGACAUUAAAGUUUGAUUUAGAUAAUUUAGGUGUUCCUUUGUCAAACAUUUAUUGA
Molecule: messenger RNA, 1965 nt
Organism: Parnassius apollo (apollo)
Lineage: Eukaryota; Metazoa; Arthropoda; Insecta; Lepidoptera; Papilionidae
Source: the annotation of a GenBank genome assembly